ACCUUGCUCGGCAGACAGACUACAUUUCCCAGGAAUCUCUGCGGCGGUCAGGCUCCACCUGUAACCAUGGAAACGGGAACAGGCGGACCCAGCAAAAGAGACUUCAGAGGAUUGGUGAGGAGAGAGAGGCGAGGCCGGAAGAGGAAGGGCCAAGUCAAGCAGGUACUUAGUGUCACUUCCGCUUCCACGUGAUGCUCGCGUCUCAGACGCGCCUGUAUCGGCUUCGGGCUUACCUCUGAUUUUUAGCGGCCACCGGGAUUGGAGCCGCGCGUUCCCGGUCGGACUCCGCCUCCUGCUCCUUGGCGGCCGCGGAGCAUGGCCCCGGUGCUGCUGACCGCCCGGACCCCGCAGGAAUCGGUUACAUUCAGUGAUGUCGCAGUGGAAUUUACUUGUGAGGAAUGGAGACACCUGGCCCCCCCUCAGAAGGAGCUGUACCGGGAGGUGAUGCUGGAGAACUAUAGGAACUUGGUGCGCCUGGGACUUACGGUUUCCAAGCCAGAGGUGAUCUCCCAGUUGGAGCGAAGGGAAGCACCCUGGACGCCAGGAGGGAUCCCGAGGAGUAGCCACCCAGAUUGGGAGGCUGCUCAUGAAACUAAGGAGUUUUCUCUAAGGCUGGGGAUUUCAGUAGAAGAAUCAUCCCAAGAAAAAGGCAUGGAAGAAGAUCUCCAUUUAUCUACCUUACAAGAAGCCUGGGAACAUGGUGGUGCUAUAUUAGAAAGGGAGGAGAACAGUGAGGGAAAACAUUCUUGGAAAGUAAAAAUAACUCAAAAGAAAAGUGCAUAUAAGUCAAGAAGCUACAAAUAUGACAAACACUUCAGUCUGGGGCACAUUUCUUUUGUGCGACAGAGAUCAUCUUUUGGAAUGAGCCUCCUGAAACGAGAUACAAGUAGAAAACACUUCAAACUUUCUACAGACCUAAGGAAAUAUAAUAGAAUGUAUUCAAAGAAGAUAUUUUCCAAAUAUAAUGACUAUGGGAAAUUUUUAAAGCAUAAUUCAGACUUUAUGGAAAAUUAUAGGCUGCAUAAUGAAGAGAAACGUUAUCAGUGUAAUGAAUGUGGGAAAGCCUUCAGCCAGAGGGCCAGUCUUAUUCAACAUCAUAGAAUUCAUACUGGAGAGAAACCUUUUGAAUGUAAUGUGUGUGGAAAGGCUUUCCGCCAGAGCACUGGACUUAAUCAACACCAGACAGUUCAUACUGGAGAAAAACGUUAUGAGUGUAAUGAAUGUGGAAAGGCCUUUCGCCUGAGAAAACAGUUGAUUCAGCAUUACAGAAUUCAUACGGGAGAAAAACCAUAUGAAUGUAACGACUGCGGAAAAGCCUUCCGCCAGAGCUCACAACUUACUCAACAUCAGACAAUUCAUACUGGAGAGAAACCUUAUGAAUGUGCUGAAUGUGGAAAGGCCUUCCGCCUGAGAACAUUACUUAUUCAGCAUCAUAAAAUUCAUACUGGAAAGAAACCUUAUCAAUGUAAUGACUGUGGAAAGGCUUUCCGCCUCAGUUCACAGCUUAUUCAACAUCAGACAGUUCAUAAUGGAAAGGAACCUUAUGGAUGCACUGUAUGUGGAAAGGCCUUUCAUCAAAGAGCUCAACUUAAUCAACACCAGGCGGUCCAUUUUGGUGAAAAACCUUAUGAAUGUAAUGAAUGUGGGAAGACCUUUCGCAACAGUACUUGCCUUAUUCAACAUCAGACGAUUCAUACUGGAGAGAAACCUUACGAAUGUCGGGAAUGUGGGAAAGCCUUCAGAUUGAGCUCUUAUCUUACAAGGCAUCAGAGAAUUCAUACUGGAGAGAAGCCUUAUAAAUGUGAUCAAUGUGGGAAAGCCUUUUGCCAGAGCUCACAGCUUACUCAACAUCAGAUAAUUCAUACUGGUGAGAAGCCUUAUGCGUGUAAUGAAUGUGGGAAAGCCUUUAGUCAGAAAACAGAACUUACUCGGCAUCAGACAAUUCAUACUGGAGAGAAACCUUAUGAAUGCAAUGAAUGUGGGAAGGCUUUCCGCCGGAAAGCAGGACUUGUUGAACAUAAGAUAAUUCACACUGGAGAGAAAACUCAUAGGUGUAAUGAAUGUGGGAAGGCUUUUCGCUGGAAGACAGGACUUACGAUUCAUCAGAAAAUUCAUAGUGGAGAAAAACAGUAUGAAUGUAAUGAAUGUGGCAAUGCCUUCCGCCUGAAAAGACAGCUUACUCAACAUCAGAGGCUUCAUACUGGUGACAAACUUUGUGAAUGUGACCAAUGUGGGAUGAUUUUUAGCCAGAGUAGAAACCUUAUUCGACAUCAGCGAAUCCAUAGUGGAGAAAAACCUUAUGAAUGUAAUGAAUGUGGGAAAGCCUUCCGUUUGAAGGCACGUCUUACUAAACAUCUGACAGUUCAUACUGGUGAGAAACAUUUUGAGUGUGGUGAGUGUGGAAAGGCCUUCCGCCAGAAGACACACCUUACUGAACAUCAGACAAUUCACAGUGGCGAGAAACCCUUUGAAUGUAAUGAAUGCGGGAAGGCCUUCCGCUUGAGAACACAACUUAUUCAACAUCAUAGAAUUCAUACUGGUGAGAAACCAUUUGAGUGUAAUGUGUGUGGGAAGGCUUUCAGUCACAGGACAGAACGCAAUCGGCAUUAUAGGAUUCAUACUGGAGAGAAACGUUACGAAUGUAUUGAGUGCGGGAGAGCCUUCCGCUUGAGCACACACCUUACACGGCACAAGAGGAUUCACACUGGGGAGAAACCCUAUGAAUGUAAUGAAUGUGAGAUGGCAUUCCGUCUGAAAGCACAACUUACUCAUCAUCAGAAAAUUCAUACAAGAGAGAACCUUUAAGAGGGUUGUCAUUUAGGAAAGGCUUUCCUUCUGGAACAAUCAAUAUAAAUAUGGAACAAAAAAAAGUUUGUAUCACAAAUAUAGAAUGAAUUUUAGUUAAACCAACUUAUGAAAUACUAAGAAUUUUUUCCUAAGGGGCCAUGUGAAUAGAAGGAAAGGAAUAAAAUUAAAGAAUUGAACAAAAGGAA
Sarcophilus harrisii (Tasmanian devil) is the source of this 2993-nucleotide messenger RNA. Its product is annotated as zinc finger protein 93. NCBI's taxonomy places the organism in Eukaryota, Metazoa, Chordata, Mammalia, Dasyuromorphia, Dasyuridae. The record is from RefSeq and is a predicted model, not a curated record. The transcript is spliced from 5 exons. Gene Ontology annotation, biological process: negative regulation of transcription by RNA polymerase II. Gene Ontology annotation, molecular function: DNA-binding transcription repressor activity, RNA polymerase II-specific. The coding region runs from base 316 to 2805 and encodes 829 amino acids.